Messenger RNA from Pseudomyrmex gracilis, 2600 nucleotides. Its product is annotated as T-box transcription factor TBX20-like. Gene Ontology annotation, biological process: positive regulation of DNA-templated transcription; regulation of transcription by RNA polymerase II; heart development. NCBI's taxonomy places the organism in Eukaryota, Metazoa, Arthropoda, Insecta, Hymenoptera, Formicidae. The coding region runs from base 494 to 2026 and encodes 510 amino acids. Gene Ontology annotation, cellular component: nucleus. Gene Ontology annotation, molecular function: RNA polymerase II cis-regulatory region sequence-specific DNA binding; DNA-binding transcription factor activity, RNA polymerase II-specific. The record is from RefSeq and is a predicted model, not a curated record. The transcript has 6 exons.
CGGGAAGUCGAGUAGCGCAGACGCGUCGUGAUCGUGCGCACUUUUGUAUAAAAAAUUUGUACAAAAGUAACAGGCAGUAAUACCGGCAAUUCGGACAGUCUGAGCUCGUAGUCAAUAGAGAUCAGAGUACGUAGUGACAAUUUGCGGAAACCUAAAAAAUCUCUUGUGUCACCAUGAAUGAACCGAUAACAGGAUUUAUAGUUGCACCGCGUAAGCAAUCGACGUGAGAGAUGGAAGCUUCUCUUUUCUAGUUGCUGCAACUAUCAUGAUAACACAAAAAAUUGUCUCGUGAUAAGAAGAGAGAGCUGGAAAAGCUUUCUCAUCAGUGGUAGUUCUCCUCUAGAAGAGGAAAAAAGAAAAGUGGAGGAUUUAGAAGUGAAGUUAAAAAAAAAAAAAAAAAACGCAAAGGACGAUAUAAAAUUAACUUAACUAAAAUAAAAAAAAUUGGAAGAUACCAAAGAGAGAGUCUGAGUGUUGUCGGGUGCAAGGAGGGAUGCCUGCGAAGGGGGAGAGGGGAACGACAGACUUCAGCAUCGCGGCCAUUAUGGCGCCGAGGGGUCCGUCCUUCGGGCAUUACCACCUGCAGGGCAUUGGCAACGCUGCUGCUACUGCUGAUACCAGCCUAGAAUGUCCCCUCGUGAAGGAAUUUGCCGCCGAAUCUCCUCUAGAUCAUCGUGUUCACACGUCACCGGUUAACAUAGUCGCGACUGCGACAGUUGUGACGGACGAGGACGUUCUUAUGGGCGAUGAGGAGGCCGAGAACUGCGAGGAUAUAUCCGAUAAGAUGAUGAACGACGAGGAUGAGGAAUUGGACGUCGACGUGGAGGAGUGCAGUAGCGUUGACGAUGAGCCAGUUCACAGGAUCCUCGCCGAUCAUCUUUCUAACGGCGCGCCCGCGCGGAAGUACAACGUGGAAAGUGGCGGCACGGACGAGAAGAAGCAGCGUCUGAGAACCAGCUGCAACUCCGACGAGCUGCGUGACGUCGAGUGCCACCUCGAGACCAAGGAGCUCUGGGACAAGUUCAAUGACCUCGGCACGGAGAUGAUCAUCACGAAGACCGGCCGACGAAUGUUUCCAACUUGCCGGGUGUCCUUCAAUGGAUUGAGAUCUGAUGGCCGGUACGCAGUCUUAAUGGAUAUUGUGCCGGUUGACAACAAGAGAUAUCGAUAUGCUUAUCAUCGUAGCUGUUGGCUUGAGGCCGGGAAAGCCGAUCCACCGGCACGUGUGCGACUCUACGUUCAUCCAGAUUCUCCCUUCACAGGCGAACAGUUACGAAAGCAAGUUGUGUCUUUUGAAAAAGUGAAGCUGACAAACAAUGACAUGGAUAAGCACGGCCAGAUCGUGCUGAAUUCAAUGCACAGGUAUCAACCAAGAAUACACUUAGUUCGUUGUAGACACGCAGACGAUCCUCUAAACAUCACUGAUCUUCAGAAAGAAGAGCACAAGACGUUCAUUUUUCCGGAGUCUGUUUUCACAGCCGUCACGGCAUAUCAAAAUCAAUUGAUAACAAAAUUGAAGAUCGAUAGUAAUCCGUUCGCCAAAGGUUUCAGAGAUUCGUCGAGACUCACAGACUUCGAUCGAGAUCCUAUGGAACUUAUGGAGCAACAAAUGGGAAGAGUCGUCGUACCUCCAGUGAGACUCUUCGAUCAUCUCGCCACUGUGUCAUCACCGGCAGUGAUCGCGGCUUUUGGCGCUCAGCAACAACAUCAUCAGACAUCCGCGCAGCAGCAACAGCAAUCGGAAAACAGUCCUCAUCCGUUAUCAACAUGGUUUUCGCCUUUUGUAUAUGCUGCUGCUGUCGGUAGAGCUGCUGCUAGCUCUCCGUUAUCCUACGCCACCGGUAGCUACCCUACGGUACCAUGGGGUUGGCAACCAGCGAUGCCGCCUCCGGUCACGAUGCUCUCGCGACGGUCCUCGCCUCCCACCGCCACUCCCGCAGUCGCCCUCAGGUAUGUCCCCUAUCAACCGACCGCUAGCUCGCAUCCCCCAGCGUCGCUACCAGUUCGCUCGACCACCCCCAAUUAGCGACCCCUGCUGGCGCUCGCGACUCAGCGACUACAACGGCAUUAUCGUUCCUCUUCCUCCUGUCUGUGAUCGGAAUUUGGAACCGGAUUCGGUUAUCAUCUAUGUAUCAUGAAACUAUUUACGACUUUUCCAUCGGAAAUAUGAAAGUUCGACUGUAUAUGUUCGAUACUUAUCACAUACCGAAUAGAAUUGUCAGUAGUUUUAUAAUAGAUGUUGUUUGUUCUGAUGAAGGUUUGCUAUGUCAAACACUAGUGGCAUGCACGCGUUUCAUCGUUUAUAUAAUGCGAAUCGAAUCACAGAUCCGACGAUGUGGAAAUACGUGAUACCUACAUUUGCGACUUGUCACUUGGACAUUCGCGUGUUUUGUCUGCGAGCUGAGUAAAUAAUAAACUCUCCCGGCUGAUAAUUGCUAGUCGCGCAGAUAUACGUAGACAAAACUUGCGGCUGUCAACUGUUACGUCAAAGAAUAAAAUAUGAGAAUAUACUUAUUAAAUAGGGGAUUGAAUAAAAUUUAUUUACAAUUUAACAUCACGGCUAGUGAUGCACUAAAAUUAAAAAAAAAAAAGUAUUAUCG